AACAUCACCAGGGGCAGAUCUAACCCUUUAAGUUGACCUAAGUCGAGAACAUUUGUUCGUAUGGAGCGCAGCACAGUCAUUCGCUGUUCUGGACAUUCGUGAAUACGCAGUUCUCGGCUGUUCCAUCUGCGUGAGACAUAGUGUUUGCUUCGAACGGACUGCGUUGCUGGCGUCUUUCGCGCGACUGCUCGGCAUCAUUCGGCUGGAUAUGGCUGUCAAAGAGUGAAACCAUGGCUUCAAACGGAGGCAGUUACGCUCCAGCAGUAUAUCAAUGAGUCCUACUUCACUCCGCCCCGUCAGUCACUUCCACCUAUGGUGCGAUGACUGCCCCCACAGAUUCUAUCUUAUCUAUAAAUGCAGCUUCAUCGAGCAGCUUACCACAUACCACGCAACCCCAUCUCAAACAUCAAGAGUCGAGCCAACAAGAUGAAGACUUCUUCCACUCUGCUGUUCUUGAUCUCUGCUGGAUCAGUCGUUCUGGGACACAAGUCUUACUCCGACCACCACAAUCCUCAUCGACGCUCCAGCCAGUAUUAUGGUCACUCACAGCAUCAUGAGAUCUCUGCAGGCCAUCUUUCGACUCACGACACUGCAGGAAGUUUGACCUUCGAGACGCAUUCUCCCUCUGCGCCAAUCCUACCGAGCAGACCAACGAUUGCGCCUUCGUCCAUGCAUGAUCAAGCCCACUCACCAUCUCCAUUACCUACUUCACACGUUUUUCCACCAACCACAGGUGGACAUCCUUACCCUAUCGAAUCGCUCGUGAAGCGCACUGUAUGCGUUGCAGGCGGCUCGUCUUGCCUUGCGAAUCAACUUUGCUGUCCAGCUGGGUCGUACUGUACAACUGAUUCGCUUGGAAAUGGUGCUUGUUGCGAGAAUGGUGCUGCGUGCAUCGGGGUGGUAACUAGUAUGAGAGGAUCUCUUCUCCCAGUACAAACUGCCGCCACCGCUGCAUUGCCUGUGCCUGGCGCUGCAAAUCUGAAGCGCCCUGCAAAGGCUUUUGUCGCGCUGACUAACUUGAUGCGGUUCGGUUUGGCCAUGCCGCCACCUGUGGGUUAUGGUACAACUGAGAGCACAACAGAUGUUGGAGCAAACUCAGCAGCUGCAAAACCACCACUCUACCAGGACAGAGGCGGUCUAGGAUUUCACGCGGGCGGUGGUAGUGAAGCCUCGAGUGGUGCCAACAUGCCUCGCCCGCUGAAGGUCUUUGCAAUACCAGUUGUGUUGGCGAAGCGUCUGUCAGCGGCACCAAUUUUCCCUGUGAACAAGUUUCAAGGCAUCAAGACGCCACUCCCUGCAGAGGAUUGUGGUGCUCCUUUCUGCUCGGCUGCGUCACAUGCAAUGGCAAAUCCUCUGAGAUACCCGGUAUGGUUGGUUGGUCAAGUCUUGGGUCUGUUUCGCCACACAAUCUCGCAGGGCCUAUACUACGAGGAGAGCGCACUGAUUAUUGACGGUUUGGUUCCCGUCUCGGCUCAUGUGCCUUUGGACACGGCCAGCACGAUGACAAAUAUAGCAACCAUUGCGCAGACAAUCUCUGCUGCAGCGUUGCAGGAUUCACGCGACGAGCAUGAUGGCGAAGACGAUGCGACAGACAACAACGAAAGCGAAGACUUACGACAGUCUUUGGACUUCAACGAUGGUUAUGCUCCCACAAAAGUCAACAUCAGCGAGAAAUUAGGUGGCUAUGCACCUGUCAACGAAAAAGCGCUCAACUCAACAGCUUCGUCAAUCCAAUCCUCCGCUUUAAGGAAUGUGCUUCGACAACUGAGGUCGACUGUGAGGAGCUUCGGUUGGACAUUCGCCAGCAGAUACGCCUACGCUGGGGUGCCAUUGAAGCAAAGUGAGGUGGCCAACGCUGGGACUGGCUGUCAUGACCUCGACAUCGAGGACGAGAGCUCCGACUACGCAAAAAACGCGUGCGAAGGUCUAGGUGUAGGGAGUGCUUUGAUGACACUCUGGGGCAGAGUUGGCGCAUAGGUCAAGCUCUUGAGAAGUUCACCUCUGUAGGGUUAUUCUAUUCUGUCUAGGCUCUGAACUCAAGGCACCGGAAGUCAAGCAUGUAGAAGUCAUCUUCACAUACAUUCAGACAGACAACAG
Molecule: messenger RNA, 2097 nt
Organism: Exophiala viscosa
Lineage: Eukaryota; Fungi; Ascomycota; Eurotiomycetes; Chaetothyriales; Herpotrichiellaceae
Exons: 1
Coding region: 355-1977 (540 amino acids)
Source: RefSeq, a predicted model, not a curated record